AUGAAGUCAACAGGUUAUAUUUAUAACUCAGCUGUAAAGGUCAAAGCCAAGAGGGGCAGAGGGAGAAACGAGAGCUCCUGUAAUCACCUGGCACUGCAGCGGAGACGCUCGUAACCUCCUGCUGCUGCAGGUAACAGCGGGAGCCAGCCUGCUGAGUUCACAGCGUAUUUUUUCAUUUUUACCAUGGUUAUGUUCUGCAUUUCCCAUACCCCUCUCUGCUUCACAUUGCUUGCCUAUGCUUUUACUGUGCUCUGUUACACUUUGCUGUGCUUUUACUAUGGGGAAACCUUUUUAAUAAGGCUUAGUUUACUGUGUUUUGUCUUUUUAAUAUGCUUUACUAUUACUUUUAUAAGGGGAAAGUUCAUUAGAAAGUGUUUGCAAUUCAAUAAUCCAGGCAGAGUGGACAGUAGCUUUUAAAAUGAAAACCGCAGCGCUGGAUUAAGGAAUCAUUACCCACACCAGAGGCACGACUCAUGUAGAAAACACUCGAAAAUAAAAAAAAAAUCUUUUGGCACACACACACGUGUAAAACAAACCAACAACAACGUUGGGCCAAUCACAGCUGAGCACAGCAGAGACCCCCGCCCUGCUGUGAUUGGUCAGGAGAGGGAGGGGUACGUUUCCAGUCCAGAACUUUCUGCAGUUUGUCAGCCUCCCUUUAAAUAGAAUCCCCUGACCGGGGGUAUAAAGCCAGCGCCAGACGACCCCCACCGGCUGCUGCAGUUCUGUGGUGAGGAGAGCUGUGUGUGUUUCAGAGUCUCCUGUCUCGAUUGCUCCAGUUCUGUGGUGAGGAGAGCUGUGUGUGUUUCAGAGUCUCCUGUCUCGAUUGCUCCAGUUCUGUGGUGAGGAGAGCUGUGCGGGUUUCAGAGUCUCCUGAAUCGUUUGCUCCAGUUCUGUGGUGAGGAGAGCUGUGCAGGUUUCAGAGUCUCCUGUCUCGAUUGCUCCAGUUCUGUGGUGAGGAGAGCUGUGCGGGUUUCAGAGUCUCCUGUCUCGAUUGCUCCAGUUCUGUGCCACACAGACACUUUGACGAAGCCAGCAUGUCUAAGGGGCCGGCCGUUGGUAUCGACCUGGGGACCACCUACUCCUGCGUGGGGAUCUUCCAGCACGGCAAAGUGGAGAUCAUCGCCAACGACCAGGGCAACCGGACCACGCCCAGCUACGUGGCGUUCACCGACACCGAGCGCCUGAUCGGAGACGCGGCCAAGAACCAGGUGGCGAUGAACCCGACCAACACCGUCUUCGAUGCAAAGCGGCUGAUUGGCCGGCGCUUCGAUGAGCCGGUGGUCCAGUCCGACAUGAAGCACUGGCCCUUCAAGGUGAUCAGCGACGCCGGCCGGCCCAAGAUGGAGGUGGAGUACAAGGGGGAGGUGAAGACCUUCUACCCAGAGGAGGUGUCCUCCAUGGUGCUCACCAAGAUGAAGGAGAUCUCCGAGGCGUACCUGGGGAAGUCCGUGUCCAACGCUGUCAUCACUGUGCCCGCCUACUUCAACGACUCCCAGCGGCAGGCCACCAAAGACGCGGGGACCAUCGCCGGGCUCAACGUGCUGCGCAUCAUCAACGAGCCGACCGCCGCUGCCAUCGCGUACGGGCUGGACAAGAAGGUGGGCAGCGAGCGGAAUGUGCUGAUCUUCGACCUGGGCGGCGGCACCUUCGACGUGUCCAUCCUGACCAUCGAGGACGGGAUCUUCGAGGUGAAGUCCACGGCGGGCGACACGCACCUGGGCGGGGAGGACUUCGACAACCGCAUGGUCAGCCACUUCAUCGCGGAGUUCAAGAGGAAGCACCAGAAGGACAUCGCGGGCAACAAGCGGGCCGUGCGGCGCCUGAGGACGGCCUGCGAGAGGGCCAAGCGCACCCUGUCCUCCAGCACGCAGGCCAGCCUCGAGAUCGACUCGCUCUACGAGGGAGCCGACUUCUACACCUCCGUCACGCGGGCGCGCUUCGAGGAGCUCAACGCGGACCUCUUCAGGGGCACCCUGGAGCCCGUGGAGAAGGCGCUCCGGGACGCCAAGAUGGACAAGGCUCAGAUCCACGAGAUCGUACUGGUCGGGGGCUCCACCCGCAUCCCCAAGAUCCAGAAACUCCUGCAGGACUUCUUCAACGGCCGGGAGCUGAACAAGAGCAUCAACCCGGACGAGGCGGUGGCGUACGGGGCGGCCGUGCAGGCUGCGAUCCUGGCGGGCGACAAGUCUGACAACGUGCAGGACCUGCUGCUGCUGGACGUCACGCCGCUGUCCCUGGGCAUCGAGACGGCCGGAGGAGUGAUGACCGUCCUGAUCAAGCGCAACACCACCAUCCCCACCAAGCAGACCCAGACCUUCACCACCUACUCAGACAACCAGCCUGGGGUGCUCAUCCAGGUGUUCGAGGGAGAGAGAGCGAUGACCAAGGACAACAACCUGCUGGGGAAGUUCGAGCUGACGGGGAUCCCCCCAGCCCCCCGCGGGGUCCCCCAGAUCGAGGUGACCUUUGACAUCGACGCCAACGGCAUCCUGAACGUGUUCGCGGUGGACAAGAGCACCGGCAAAGAGAACAAGAUCACCAUCACCAACGACAAGGGUGAACCAGCGCCAGCACAGCCCGGGCUUUACCAGACCUCUCUGUGCUUUACAAUGCUUCCAUAUGCUUUACCAGACCCCUCUGUGCUUUACAAUGCUUCCCUAUCCUUUACAAUGCUUCCAUAUGCUUUACCAGACCCCUCUGUGCUUUACAAUGCUUCCCUAUGCUUUACAAUGCUUCCCUAUGCUUUACAAUGCUUCCCUAUGCUUUACCAGACCGCUCUGUGCUUUACAAUGCUUCCCUAUGCUUUACCAGACCUCUCUGUGCUUUACAAUGCUGCCCUAUGCUUUACCAGACCUCUCUGUGCUUUACAAUGCUGCCCUAUGCUUUACCAGACCUCUCUGUGCUUUACAAUGCUUCCCUAUGCUUUACCAGACCUCUCUGUGCUUUACAAUGCGUCCCUAUGCUUUACCAGACCUCUCUGUGCUUUACAAUGCUUCCAUAUGCUUUACCAGACCUCUCUGUGCUUUAUAAUGCUUCCCUAUGCUUUACCAGACCUCUUUGUGCUUUACAAUGCGUCCCUAUGCUUUACCAGACCUCUCUGUGCUUUACAAUGCUUCCAUAUGCUUUACCAGACCUCUCUGUGCUUUAUAAUGCUUCCCAAUGCUUUACCAGACCUCUCUGUGUUUGCAAUGCUUCCCUAUGCUUUACCAGACCUCUCUGUGCUUUACAAUGCUUCCCUGUGCUUUACCAGACCUCUCUGUGCUUUACAAUGCUUCCCUAUGCUUUACCAGACCUCUCUGUGCUUUGCAAUGCUUCCCUAUGCUUUACCAGACCUCUCUGUGCUUUGCAAUGCUUCCCUGUGCUUUACCAGACCUCUCUGUGCUUUACAAUGCUUCCCUAUGCUUUACCACACCUCUCUGUGUUUGCAAUGCUUCCCUAUGCUUUACCACACCUCUCUGUGUUUGCAAUGCUUCCCUAUGCUUUACCAGACCUCUCUGUGUUUGCAAUGCUUCCCUGUGGUUGGCUGGCAGUGCUGACGGUUUUGUUCUGUGCAGGGCGUCUGAGUAAGGAAGACAUCGAGCGGAUGGUGCAGGAGGCGGAUCAGUACAGGGCGGAGGACGAGGUCCAGAGGGAGAAGGU
Messenger RNA from Acipenser ruthenus (sterlet), 3642 nucleotides. Its product is annotated as heat shock cognate 71 kDa protein. Gene Ontology annotation, cellular component: cytoplasm; cytosol; plasma membrane. The record is from RefSeq and is a predicted model, not a curated record. The coding region runs from base 1038 to 3539 and encodes 833 amino acids. Gene Ontology annotation, molecular function: ATP-dependent protein folding chaperone; misfolded protein binding; ATP hydrolysis activity. Gene Ontology annotation, biological process: vesicle-mediated transport; protein refolding; cellular response to unfolded protein. Lineage: Eukaryota; Metazoa; Chordata; Actinopteri; Acipenseriformes; Acipenseridae. The transcript is spliced from 7 exons.